UUCCAGCGCUACAAGCCGGCUGGCCUUUUAGACAUCAUCAGGAGGACAGGACUUGUUCACUGUAGUUUGCUUUGUUGUAUUGGUAAAUUGUGCAUAAAGGAGUAACAAAUCAUGUCUAAAGUUUAUAAAUUCUUCAAUUGCCGUGUGAUGCGGAAUGGUGCUUUGGUCAAGGAUGAUCUUUGGGUCAGAGAUGGUAAAAUAGUUGAUCCAAGGGAAGUAUUUUGGUUUGAGAAGACAGAGCCUGAUGUACUUUUGGACUGUACUGGRAUGAUAAUAGCACCUGGAUUUAUAGAUGUUCAACUUAAUGGUGGUUUUGGAGUAGAUUUCUCAACACCUUCAGAUGACAUACAUAGUGGUUUGAUGAAGGUUGCAAAGGGUGUAUUAAAACAUGGAUGUACGUCAUUCUGUCCUACAAUUAUCACCUCUGAAACAGAAAUGUAUCAAAAGAUUGUACCAAAAAUCAAAAGGACUCCUGGAGGGGAACAUGGAGCAAGCAUUCUUGGUCUUCACCUAGAGGGCCCAUUCAUCAAUCCAUURAAGAAAGGCGCCCACAAGGAAGCACUGAUCAAAAAUCUGGAAAACUUCACRAUCAAAGACAUUGAACAGUUUUAUGGGUCYCUUAAUGAUGUUAGUAUCAUCACUCUUGCACCAGAAAAGGCAGGAGAUAUGAAGAUUAUACGAAAAAUUGUUAAAAGAAAGGUGGUGGUAUCAGUAGGGCAUACAACAGCAGACAUUGCACAAGGAGAACAAGCUGCCAGAAAUGGAGCAACCUUUAUUACACAUCUUUUCAAUGCUAUGCUUCCGUUUCACCAUCGAGACCCAGGUGUUGUAGGUCUUCUAACAAGUGAUGACAUCCCUACACCAAUAUUCUAUGGAUUGAUAGCAGAUGGUAUUCAUACUCAUCCCUCAGCUACCAGGAUUGCUUAUCGAUCACACCCUGAGGGUUUAGUGCUUGUAACUGAUGCAAUUAUAGCCCUUGGUUUAAAGCCAGGAAUCCAUCAAUUUGGUCCUGUAACAAUUGAAAAGAAAGGCGAAGAAAAGGCGACAAUAGCAGGAACAGAGACACUAGCUGGAAGCGUCGCUUCAAUGGACUUUUGUGUCAGGAAAUUCAAGGAAAUGUCAGGCUGUAGUGUUGUUGAAGCUCUUGAAUGUGCUACACUACAUCCUGCUCAACUUCUAAACAUCCAGCACCAAAAAGGAACGACUAAUUUUGGAGCUGAUGCCGACUUAAUUCUCCUCGAUGACAAUUUGAACGUCCAGGCAACAUUGAUCGCUGGUAUUCCUGUKUGGAUCAAGAAAGGAGGUUUUGCUUGUCGUUUGCUGAAGUCGAAGUUCGGUCUUACAAAUGAUAUUUAUGGCUAAUACUUUAGGGAUGCGGAAACUGAGAUUUCUCUCAGAGGAAAGCUGCACAAAUGUGCGGUUAAUAACUAAAUUGGGAUAUACAGUGAAAAUUUUUCUUAUAAAAGCCUCUGUAUUACGGACAACUCUCAUAGUAUAUUACGGACUACCUUGAUUUUAAAAUAUAUAACAGACAUCUCGAUAUAUUACGCCUGGAACAACUUUAUUUUACGGACACCUCGAUAUUACGAACAUCGAUCUCUAUUUUACGGACGCCUAAAUAUUACAAACACCUAUAUGUAAAGUUACGAGCUGGCACUUGUGGUCAUUAGACCUCGAUAUACGAACGGUUAUAUAUUAUGAACACCUCGACAUUACGGACACCUCUAUAUUACGGACACCAGUAGACUCCAUCUUUAUGCGGCCUCGUGGGUGUUCGUAAUUCAAAAUAUUUACUGUAUUCAAUUUUAUGAUAGUGUUUCAAAAGUUGAUAAUCUAAAAUUUCCCUAAUUAUGAAUUUACUAACAGAGAAUUCCUAAAGAAAAAUCUAAACAAAUAACUGCAGAGAUGAAUACAAUCUUUGAUAUUAAAAAUUAAAUUAAUAUUUGUAAUUUAAAGCAUUUUUUCUUACAAAAAGUAAUCUUUUGUUAAAUAUUUGAUAGAUGUUU
Exaiptasia diaphana is the source of this 2006-nucleotide messenger RNA. RefSeq names its product N-acetylglucosamine-6-phosphate deacetylase. Lineage: Eukaryota; Metazoa; Cnidaria; Anthozoa; Actiniaria; Aiptasiidae. Gene Ontology annotation, molecular function: N-acetylglucosamine-6-phosphate deacetylase activity. The transcript has 10 exons. Gene Ontology annotation, biological process: N-acetylglucosamine catabolic process. The record is from RefSeq and is a predicted model, not a curated record. Bases 112 to 1362 code for a protein of 416 amino acids.